GUUUCCUACUCAAUCCAGGAUGCCAAACUUCAGCUUUCUGCUUGCGAAAUAUGAAAUAUGUCAUCAAGCUUAGACUGAGGCUAUAGCAGAAUCACCAUUAAUGACAUAUUCCACUUACCUUCACACCAGCAUUAUCAGAACCCGAGGAAGCUUUCUGUCACAACAUCAUAUGAAGACAACGAGAAGAUAAGGAAUUGACCAAAUUGAGGAAUCAUUUAACAACAGGAAGAAAACUAAUAUCAACACUAUGUGUUAAUAGAAAUGGAAAUCCAAUGACACCAACAAUGCCCCCAAGUUUCACAGCAAAGUGAAACCUUGAAAAGUCAGCUUCCUCCAUGUCAAACUUGCUGAAUCAUAUGAUACAAAAACUCAAUUCUUCAACAUGAUAUAGAUAAAAGCAAUUGUUCAAUCACAAAUGACAUAAAACAAAGAGGCUCAAACAUAUCAGCCGAAAGGAUCAUGCACAAUACAAAGUUACCAUGUCAAUAGAAAAACAACAUACAACUAGAUGACGAAAAGCAUCCUCCAUUGAUGCACCUAUUAACCCCCAUAGAAAAUGUUAAAGAAAACAGGAUAAAGUGAGCAAACAAAAGCUUCAAGGGCAGAACCUUGCGUCAGUCAUUACUUGAACCUUCGCACCACCGCCAUGCAGAUCAUUGAAGAAGAGUUUUGAAGAGGACAAACAUUUAUUCAUGAUCUAUCUUGAAAAAUCAAUUACAGAAAAAGAGUCGAGCAAGGUGAAUCUCAAAAAAAAAAAAAAAAAAGAAUAAACAUAUUAAUGGCAGUUCAAUACCAACCAAAGAUUCAGAUGGAUCUUCAAGAUGCUCUCCAUUGUUCAGGCUCCCAAACUUGUCUACAUACUCAUCAAUGGUUAGGGUGACAAAAAACCUUGUGAGGAUAAGGAUUUUUCCCUUCAGUCUUCUGUACUUCAAGAUACCUGAUUCUAUUCUCAAAUUAUUGCUACAAGAGAAGAUAGAUAUGUUCAGAAAAGGAGAUAAUAUACAAAAUAUGUGAGAGAACAUGUACUAGCAAAGCAAAGCCAAUAGCAUGGGGUCAAUAUCCUCUUCACCUUCCCCCAACCUAUUGAAUCCAUGAGACCAUAUGAAUGGUCAUAUCUUCAAUUCAUCAAACACAGUAGAGUGAGAUAAGAACAUAAACACAAGUGCAUUGGAAUUUGCAGAAACUAAUAACGAUUACCAUUGGGGUAGGUUCCACUACUUUGACAUUUUUACAAUAGUAAUAUGGGCAAGAUAUCCCAUCUCAUCCUAUCAAACCCAGAAAUUAAGUGAAUAUGCCGCAUAACAAAUCAUUUGAACCUCAAAAAUCAUGCUAAAGAGUAAAGAAUCUCAUCACCCCUCCAAUAAAACCAGAGUAUGCAUGGCAGCUAAAGUAGCACAAGAAGAGGGCAAUUCCUAUUCUUCUCUAGAUCUUAUUUACACAAUAAUUAUUACCAUGUCUUGGUUGAGGCCAGAAGUAUUCAAGAUCACAUCAUCAUCUCCCAAAAAGAAGCCAUUGAUCAAACGACUCGUCUCCACCGUCAGUGGCGAACCCAGGAUUUUUGAAGAGGGGUGUCGCCUAAUGAAUGAGUAUUGAUUAUAAUUAUUAAAACGGUGUCAAAAAUCUCGUAUUAAAAUUUUUUGUACAAAAAAAUAUAGGUUCUUCACAAAAUUGUCGGGCGAAGGGGUGUCGGACGACACACCACGCAACACCUAGGUCCGCCCCUGUCCACCGUCAAGAAGAAACUCUACCUCCUCCGCUUUCAACGGUACCCAUGCCUCAGCUCCUGGCAGGAAGAGCCAAACACCACGUCCACCCUCCCGACCGUCCUCUCUGCUGGCGCUGCUCCUGCCAACAGUUUUUGUCAUCAUCGGCGGAGUUGAGAGAGGUAAAUGUUGGUAGUGAUGAUGAUCUGCAAGUGGAUGAGAGUGCAGAGCAGUUUAUAGGGAAGAUGAGGGCCAUGAACAUAGAGCGAAGCUAAGAGCUACAAACACUAAGAAAUUUUAUCUGUAACCUAACUAGCAUGAGCUCGUUGGCGCGAGGGAGGGAAAACAAAGCGAGGAAAGCAGAGAGCGAGCCGGGGAGGGAGACAAGGAAGAAUAUUAACUUUAGCCUGUCAACCUAUAAUCGAGCGAUAUCGAACAAUCGCAUGUCAACCUAAUCGGGCGAGGAAGGUUGGAGAAUCGACAGCCGGAGUGAGCGAGGAAGAUUGGAGAAUCGCCGGACUGAGUAAGCGAGGAAGAUUGGAGAUCCGAUGGCCCGAGUGAGCGAGGGAGAUCAGAAUCGCCCUUUAGUCAGGAUGAGUGAGGAGGGAGAUCAGAACCGUUUUUUUUUUCUUUGGACAACUUUGGGUGUCGUUUUUUUGUAUUUUGAAUUGCUAAACAAAUAUUUCAGCUGGAGAAAUGGAGGAGCGGAUGAAAUUUGGUUGUCUAUAGCAAGGGUUUUUUAACCCUUGAACCAAAACAUUGGUACAAUAAAUUCUGUAAAAAGUAGUAAGGGGUUUGAAACCCCUGCUACAAAACCCUUGGCAUAGGAGCUUUUUUUUGCAGUGACCGCCGACCUCAUCCACUGUCACUGAUGUCGUCUUCGCCUCCUUUGCUCGCCUCUUCCGGUGUGUGUCCUUCUGCUACUAUACUCUUUCACUCCUCCCCUUCGUUUUUCAGAUAUGUGAUUUUUGGAUUUACGUAUCUGAUUUUUUCUUUCUUUCUAGUGGUAGUGAUUUUCUUCUGGUAGUGGUACCAAAUGAUUGUGGUCACUACCACUACCAGCUAUCUGUAGAUGGUAGUGGUAGCGCUGUACUGGUAGUGGUACCAAUGGUAGUGGUAGCGUAUCACUAGCGCACUGACGGAGUGAUAAUUUUUUGCAGGUGGCCGGAGCGAUUAUGAUUCAAAUUUCGCCGAAGAAAGUCUGUCGGUCGGAAAGUCAGCCGGUCGGAGUGGAGUGACUGCUGGAAAGAAAGAAAGAGAUAGGAAGAGAGAGAAAUGUAUUUAUUGUAGGAUUUAAAUUAAAAAAAAUAUAUAUUUAAUAUGAGUUUUUAAUUUCCAAUUUGUAAAUAAUACAAAAAAUUAUUUAAUAAAUUCAUUUUUUUGUCAUACCCAAAAUGCCCUUGGUUGUAAAUCUCACAACCUCUUACAGGAAGUGAGCCGCCCAGAAACUAUCCGCUCUUUUUUGCACUUAUAACAACCAUCAUAUGAUUGGAAAUUUGAAAUCCGUAUGAUUUCAAAACAUUAUAAAGUUGAAAUUAUAAAACACAGUGAGGGCAAUAUAUGUUGUCCCCGCCACAUCAUUGUCUGUGUUUUGAUAUUCCCAAAAUAUCCUAUAUUAAUAUAUAUAUAUUGGCUACUUCGGCGCACUCAUUUUUUUGGGUGUACUCAGUGCACCCAACUCUAAAAGUGUCCAUAAUACAUCAAAUUUUGAACUUUAAUUAGUACUCUCAAUCUAAUAUGAUGAUAUGACAUAGAAUCAUAACAAAUCAAUCUAAUACCCUAACCCCUUAACCUUCAAUUUUGAAUCCCAACCCAAAAUCCCAAAUUGUAAACCUAAACCCUAACCCUAAAUCCCUAAAUCCCAAAUCCUUCGAAUUAAAGUAAAUUUUGAAUGAUUUGUUUUUCAAAUUCAUGUGCUUAUUGUUCAUAAUAUCAUAAGCAACAAUUUAUACAAUUUUGACAUGAAUCGCAUGCUCAGAAUACCAAUUAUGAGGCAGGUGUACUGAGUGCACCCAAAAAAGUGAGUGCACCGAAUAGACCAAUAUAUAUAUAUAUGGGGUGGUGUCUUCGGUGCACUCACUUUUUUGGGUGCAUUCAGUGCACUCGCUUCAUAACGGUCAUUUUAAACAUGCGAUUUAUGUCAAAAUGAUGUCAAUCAUCACUUAUGAUGUGAUGAACAAUAACGCACAUGAAUUUGC
Linum trigynum is the source of this 3901-nucleotide messenger RNA. Lineage: Eukaryota; Viridiplantae; Streptophyta; Magnoliopsida; Malpighiales; Linaceae. The record is from the annotation of a GenBank genome assembly.